GGAGGGCAAGUCAGAAGAGAUGUAUGUAACUAGCUAGCUAUCAUUAGCAGCUUCCCCCUAGAGGUAACUCCAGUUAACAGCCAGCUUUGUUGCAUUUAUAAAGAACGGGCAACCACAUCUUUUCAGCCUUUUUUUGCCGACACGCCGACCAGCUCUGAAGAUGGAAGGGGAUCAUAUCCACUGCAUGUCCUGUGUGAACCAGAGGUGCAUGGUCCGACCAGAACCAGGAUCCUCCUGCGAUCUCAUCACAUGUCCGUUGGUGUGUGGGGCCGUAUUCCACUCCUGCAAAGUGAAGGAGCAUCAACUUCUGUGCCCACUGGUGAGAGUCCCAUGCCUUAACAGUGGCUAUGGCUGCCCGGCAACAAUGGUGCGCAACCAGAUGUACGCACACCUGGAAGUGUGUCCCGCUGGAGUGGUCUGCUGCACUAUGGAGUGGAACAGGUGGCCCAUUAGCUGCUUGGAUUAUACUUCAUACGAGAGCCUGAGCCGUGGAGUGGAGGAGGUGGAGCAGUUGGACAUGGCGCUUGCCCUUCAGGACCAGCGUACACUCCUAGAGUCUCUGAAAGUGAUCGCCAUGGCACCCUCGUCAGAAGGCGAGGCACCUGUCCACGUCACUAAAGAGAACGGCGCAAAACACUCCGUUUUGCAGACAUCUGCUCCCGAGACGACCUCCUUUAUUGGAUCACCCUCACAGUCGUCCUCCUCAAAUCCGUCACAGCCACCCACGCCCGGCUCGGCCAAAGAGAAAAUUGUUAGUGGGAUUAAUGGCUUGAACGAGGAGCACUUCAGUAAACUGUAUGAGGCCACAGUUGAGACGGCGAGGAGUUUAGCUGCUGCCUUAGACUUUGUCAGCAGUGCCGGCUACAGUGAAGGUGGCCCGGAGUGUGUGAGAAAAGGAGCUGCUCUGCUGAAGAGUAGCUAUGGCAGCAACGGAGGCCUUCGGAACGGACUGGACGACACGCCGCUGGAAGCUGCUGAGGGUUUGCACAAAGGAGGCACGAAGGAGAAAAUAGUUUGCUCCAGCUGUUUGAGUGGAAAUGCUUCCCUGAGAGGAACAGACGCAAAGACUAAAAACGCAAACAACGGCUCGUCAGGAAAAGCUGAGGCGCAAGACGACAGUUUUUGUUUAUCUCACGAGCCUGCGUCCCCUCGCAUGAUUUCCCCGAUUCUAGUCAGCCAGGCGGUGGCACAAAGGCCCGGUCGCGUUGUGUUGGAAGAUGGCGGGCUUGUUCUUCCAGAGAGCUGCGGGCACGAGAGGAAGACGCUCGGCAGCCCUCCCUUUAGAAGCCAGGGCCAGUAUUCUUUAUCUAACGGAAGGAUAGGCGUCGCGCCAGACAAGUCGUUGUACAGACUGAGAACCAAGAUGGAGGACAAAGCGGUUGACACUUCGGACUUGGAGCAGGACGACGACCCCAUGGGUCUGGGAGAAAUCGACCUGAUCACGGCCGCCCUGCUCUUCUGUCUGGAAGAGUCCCGGGAGUGCAGGAGGAUCUCGGACACGGUUUACGUGGACGGCUACCGUGUGGACUUCGGCACGCAGACUUUCACUUUUCCCGCGGCAAUCUUGGUGACCAACACCAGAGUGGGGGACAUGGCCUCUGCCUCCGCCUGCGACCAUGCCGCCCCUCAGCUCACCUACCCCAGCCCCUUCCGCACACUCCGCCUGGGCCUGGUGCUCGAGGCCCUGGAGGUGGAGGCAGUCCCCCAUAACCGCUAUCUCCCUCCUAACCCCCGCUACCAGCAUAUGUUCCCCUUUGUGUGUGGCCAGUCAUUCCGCCGGGACCAGUUCGCCUCUCACUUCCGAAACGUCCAUGGCGACAUCCACGCCGGCCUCAACGGCUGGAUGGAGCAUCGCUGCCCUCUCGCCUAUUACGGCUGCACCUUCUCCCAGCGGAGGUUUCACCCGUCCGCACAGGGGGCCAAGGUGGUGCACGACAGGAACCUCAAGUCCUUCGGGAUUCAGCCUUGCCCAAAGGUGAAACUUCCAAAUGAGCCCCAGAGUGACCAGUUCAGCGGGCUUCCCAUCGAGAUACUGUGGCACAUCGCGGGGUUCCUGGACAGCUUCAGCUUGUGCCAGCUGUCGCUGGUGUCCCGGACAAUGAGGGAGGUGUGCGCCAGCCUCCUCCAGAGCAGAGGCAUCGUGGAGCUGCAGUGGGAGCAGAGGCAGUGUCCAGGCAGCCAUGGGACUGUAUCGUGGCAUAUCAAAAAUACAGUGUGGAGAUUCAGCACCGCCUUCAGCCCCGUGUCAUCGUGGGCGUUCACAGACGUCCCCAGCAUGUCAGUCCAUCUCAAAAAGUGCCACUUCAACCUCGUGGAGCAGAAGACCGAGCCCGUCCCCCUUCCCGCCAUGUGCACGGCGCGGGAUGGACUCUCCCUCCGCCGCGUCCUGCGCCAUGUCAACACCUGACCGGACCAGGCCGACGUCCGGCAGCUGCCUCAGACGCCCCGAACGUCUGAUGCUGCAACAGAACAUUUCUGAACACUUCCAGUAUGACUUUAGAUUAUGAAGAAGCCUUAAUGAAAUAAUACUACUUGCCAGGGUUGUUACGGGUGGUGUCUAUGUAGGGAAGACGAGAAAAGGAAAAAAAAAAAGAGCAUCCAGCAUCGCAUGGAUUUGUGCUAAAAGUGCACCUUUUAUUAUGGUUGAUCAGAUAUAUUUUGUUGACAAAACAGUAGAUUUAUGAUAUUCUAUAUGAUAUAUUAAAGUGAAAUCUGUCACUGCUCUGCCUUUCAGUUGUAGCCAUUGGAAACGGCAGAUUUUGGUUGUGUCGCACUAUUUCCUUGUAUCAGAAGUUAUCCCAGCACUUUACAAGAUAUUUGUUAACCUCUUCCAAGUCGAUUCAGGAACCUGAUCUUUUUUGGUCCCUACAGAGGGAAUCAAAAAACAACAGCUGGAUUGCCGGGUAAUGAAUCUGAUUUGCUACCACUUAAUAAAAUGUUUACUUC
Messenger RNA from Menidia menidia (Atlantic silverside), 2946 nucleotides. The record is from the annotation of a GenBank genome assembly. NCBI's taxonomy places the organism in Eukaryota, Metazoa, Chordata, Actinopteri, Atheriniformes, Atherinopsidae.